This is a messenger RNA of Phragmites australis (common reed), 837 nucleotides long. Its product is annotated as LOB domain-containing protein 12-like. NCBI's taxonomy places the organism in Eukaryota, Viridiplantae, Streptophyta, Magnoliopsida, Poales, Poaceae. The transcript has 2 exons. The coding region runs from base 63 to 641 and encodes 192 amino acids. The record is from RefSeq and is a predicted model, not a curated record.
UCUCUCUCUAUCUCUUCGCUGUUGGCUCCAAACCCCUGUGAGCAAACAGAACAGAGGUUGCCAUGGCCGGGAGCGGAAGCGGGACUGGGAGCAGCUCGCCGUGCGCGUCAUGCAAACUGCUCCGGCGGCGGUGCACGCAGGAGUGCGUGUUCGCGCCCUACUUCCCUCCCGAGGACCCCCACAAGUUUGCCAUCGUCCACAAGGUGUUUGGCGCCAGCAAUGUCAGCAAGAUGCUGCAGGAGCUGCCUGCUCAUCAGAGAGCCGACGCGGUGAGCAGCCUGGUGUACGAGGCCAACGCGCGCAUGAGGGACCCUGUCUAUGGCUGCGUCGGGGCCAUCUCCUACCUCCAGCAGCAGGUCUCCCAGCUCCAGGUGCAGCUAGCCCUCGCGCAGGCCGAGAUCCUCUGCGUCCAGAUGAACCACAAAGGCAAUGGACAUCCAGCCGCUGCACCGGCGUCGGCAAAGCAACAACUUCAGCAGCAGCGGCAGAUGGAUGGCGAGGUUUACCAUAGCCUGCUCUUGCAGAAUGGCCUGAUGAUGAACACAUUGAAUAGCACUGCUGUUCAUCAGCAGCAGAUGCUGGGCAACUUAGGUUCCGCGGGGAGCACUGCAAUCAUGCUGCAGGACGCAUGCCACGAGUAAGGGCCACUCUGGGCAUGAAUUAUGUACUUACAUUUGUCGAUCAGAAAAAAAAGUCUCCAUUUCUGGCUUGGUGUUAUUAUUGGUGCUAUUAUAUUUAGGCCUUUCUGCGCGUUGUUUUGAAGAGAGAUUAUGAUAGUAUUUUAUUAGAUCGUUUUGAGUUAAUCGUUAUGGAUAGUUCAACAACAUAAUUUGUAUC